Messenger RNA from Myotis lucifugus (little brown bat), 2152 nucleotides. RefSeq names its product 2'-5'-oligoadenylate synthase 1. Gene Ontology annotation, molecular function: double-stranded RNA binding; 2'-5'-oligoadenylate synthetase activity. The transcript is spliced from 6 exons. Lineage: Eukaryota; Metazoa; Chordata; Mammalia; Chiroptera; Vespertilionidae. The coding region runs from base 43 to 1146 and encodes 367 amino acids. Gene Ontology annotation, biological process: negative regulation of viral genome replication; regulation of ribonuclease activity; defense response to virus. The record is from RefSeq and is a predicted model, not a curated record. Gene Ontology annotation, cellular component: cytosol; nucleoplasm; membrane.
AAACCCAGGCAGCUCAGACCUGGGCGACAGAAGAGAGAGACGAUGGAGGUUCCCUGGCCCUUCCUGUCGCGGCCCAGCACCACAAUGUGGUCGCUCCAAGCGAUCGUAGCCACGGAUCUCCAAGUGAUCCCAGCCAAGGAUCUGGACAGGUUCAUCGAACACCACCUCCUGCCAGACACUGCUUUUCGAAUGCAGGUCAAGCAAGCCAUUGACAUCAUCUGCAGUUUCCUGAAGGAGAGGUGUUUCCUCCGAGAUAGAGUCCGGGUGUCGAAGGUUGUAAAGGGCGGCUCCUCGGGCAAAGGCACCGCUCUCAAAGACCGGUCUGACGCCGACCUCGUCGUCUUCCUCAGCCCCCUCAGAAGUUUUCAGGAGCAGUUUGAGCGCCGGGGAGAGUUCAUCCAGGAAAUCAGAACACAGCUGGAAGCAUGUCAGCAAGAGAGAAGGUUUACCGUGAAAUUCGAGGUCCAACCUAAAUUUUGGAACCCCCGCGCACUGAGCUUCACGCUCAAGAGCCAGUCUUCCCAGGCGGAGGUGGAGUUUGAUGUGCUGCCCGCCUAUGAUGUCCUGGGUCAUGUGACGGAGUCCUACAGACCUGACCCCGACGUCUAUGUCAGGCUCAUCCGCGAGUGCGAGAAACUGGGGAAGGAGGGCGAGUUCUCCCCCUGCUUCACGGAGCUGCAGCGGGCCUUCCUGAAGCAGCGCCCGGCCAAGCUCAAGAGCCUCAUCCGCCUGGUCAAGCACUGGUACCAAAAGUGUAAGGAGAAGCCUGGACAGUCCCUGCCGCCUCAGUACGCCCUGGAGCUCCUGACGGUCUACGCUUGGGAGCGUGCAGGCCGGGAAACGGACUUCAUCACAGCGCAGGGAUUUCGGACGGUCUUGGAGCUAGUCAUGAACUACCGGCAGCUUUGCAUCCACUGGACACAGUAUUACGACUGUUCACAUCCUGAGAUUGGUCCAUACGUGCGGAGGCAGCUCCAGAAACCCAGGCCUGUGAUUCUGGACCCAGCGGACCCUACAGGAAACGUCGCUGGUGGAAAGCCAGAACGCUGGGAGCCGCUGGCGGGAGAGGCUAGGGUCUGGAUGACGUACCCAUGCUUUCGCAAAGGAGAUGGGUCCCCAGUGGGCUCCUGGGACAUAAAGGCCUAAGGAGGCAGCAAAGAUGCCUGGGUAACAUCUGCUCUCAAGACAAUCAGCUCCCCGAUUGUGCACAGCGCCCUGGGUCCUUUCACGCCAGCAUUCACCAGGCAGAGUGCCCCUCCCCGGGUGGAAGAGAACAGAGCACACACUCACCUUUCAGAUGCAAACCAGCCAAUCAGAGCCCAGACUCCCACUCACCCAGGGCAGGUCCCAGACGACUGGGCACGGCCCCACACUCCAGAGCCCGCUGGAAUUCUUCGCACUGGCCCAUCCUAGGCCUGCUUACCCCGCUUGCCUUUCCCGUGGGAACUAUGAUAAAGGUUCUUUUUUUGGUUAAUCCUCACCCACAGAUAUUUUUCCAUUGAUUUUUAGAGACCAUGGAAGGGAGGGGAGAGACAGCGAGAAAUAUCCAUGUGAGAGAGACACAUUGACUGGUUGCCUCCCAGAUGCGCCCCGACCAGGGCCAGGCUGGAGCCUGCAACUGAAGUACGUGCCCUUGACCGGAAUUGAACCCGGGACCUUUCAGUCUGAGGGCUGAGGCUCUAUCUACUGAGCCACACCAGCCGGGGCUAUGGUAAAGGUUCUCGCCCAUGUUCCCCCUCACUCCCUGUGGCUCAACCCCAGUGCUUCCCCGUGUGGCCCUGUGUGGGACCCUAACCCCUGUUUCUAGGGAUCUGUGAGUAUAAACGUCUUCCUUCGUGACAAUAUUUAGUCAUUGUCUUUAACAUUCACAAAAUAAAUCAUUUGAAAUAAAACAACAACACUCCCACAAUCUCCCCCUCCCACCUGGUAAAAUCUGGGGCCUGUCUCCUCAGCCCUUCCUCUGACUCUGCCUGUCUCCCUCGGUAUGUAGUGUCUUUUUAACGGGGUCCUACUCCCUCCCCAGCUUUGUCAUCGGCUCUGACAGGUUUAGCAUAGUUGUCCAGGCUGAGACGAAAAUUUUGGCAUCACUUGUAACGGCACCAUUCCUCCAUGUGGGUGAGCCGCCUGUGUUGUCUUAUGAGAGUUUUUUUUA